This is a messenger RNA of Selaginella moellendorffii, 1119 nucleotides long. Its product is annotated as peroxidase 49. The record is from RefSeq and is a predicted model, not a curated record. Lineage: Eukaryota; Viridiplantae; Streptophyta; Lycopodiopsida; Selaginellales; Selaginellaceae. The transcript has 3 exons. Gene Ontology annotation, biological process: hydrogen peroxide catabolic process; response to oxidative stress. Gene Ontology annotation, molecular function: peroxidase activity; heme binding. Bases 1 to 1053 code for a protein of 350 amino acids.
AUGGCCAGGCUCAAUUUGGCUAUCAUCUCGCUGGUGUUCUUGGGUACCGUACUGGGAUCAAGAGGGCAGUACGAGUACGACGAUGACAACGUUGUUGCCAUUAGCGAGAACAGUACGCUGUACGGACUGAGCGAGGAUUUCUAUAGGCACGCUUGUCCCCAGGUCUACUCCAUCGUCAGGGCUGGAGUGGAGGCCGCGAUUAAGAUCCAGCAGCGCAAUGCGGCAUCGCUGCUACGCCUCUUCUUCCACGACUGCUUCGUCCAAGGAUGCGAUGCGUCGCUGCUCCUCGAUGACGCGCCCUUCUUCAUCGGCGAGAAAACUGCCGCCGCCAACAAUCAAUCGGCUCGAGGAUUCGAGUUCAUCGACGUGAUCAAAGCGAGCGUCGAGGAAGCGUGCCCUCUCACCGUCUCCUGCGCUGAUAUUCUCGCCAUCGUGGCCAGGGACGCCGUUGUCUUGAGUGGAGGACCCAACUGGGAAGUAGCGCUCGGGCGGAGGGACAGCCUCACGGCGAGCCGAGCAGCGUCGGAUCAUUUCAUCCCGGAUCCCACGUACGAUCUCCCCCAACUUCUCUCAUCCUUCCAGGCGAUGGGCCUGGGCGCCGAGGAUCUAGUCUCGCUCGUCGGAGCUCACACAAUGGGCUUCUCGCGAUGUACGAGCUUUGAGCAGCGGAUCUACAACCAGAGCGGAACCCACCACCCGGAUCUUAACAUCGAGCCCGGGUUUCUCAAGCAGCUCCACGAUCGAUGCCCGCCCCACGGCGAUCCAAACACGCUCCAGCCCCUCGACUGGGAGUCCCCGGCCUCAUUCGACAAUGGCUACUACAAGAACUUGGUGUCCCAAAGCGCGGUGCUCCACUCGGACGGGACGCUCUACUCGGAGGCGAUCGCGGGGUUUGCAGGGAUUCGCGAGCUCGUGGAGAAGUUUGCCGAGGACGAGCAGGCAUUCUUCGCGAGCUUUGCGAGAUCGAUCGUGAGGAUGGGGAACUUGAGGCCGCUGAUCGGGGACAAGGGCGAGGUGAGAAAGAACUGCCGGAGAGUGAACCCCAAGUUCUAAGAAGAGGUUGAUAUAAGGUGGCGAAAUCGGAAAGUCAAUAAAAGUGUAGGUAAAUGCAAUAAGAUA